Molecule: messenger RNA, 4008 nt
Organism: Prionailurus viverrinus (fishing cat)
Lineage: Eukaryota; Metazoa; Chordata; Mammalia; Carnivora; Felidae
Gene: MIGA2
Product: mitoguardin 2
Exons: 14
Coding region: 332-2293 (653 amino acids)
Biological process (GO): mitochondrial fusion
Source: RefSeq, a predicted model, not a curated record
GUUGGGGCGGGGGGGUUUGUGGUCCUGCCUUUACCCCUCUGGUCUCCAAAACACUGAGGCCCUCAUCUCAGGGUCCCUAGCAUUUGGGAAAGCUUCUCCCUCAUUGUUGCUACCCCAGGUUUCUGGGGUCUCCUGUUUCAGCACAGCAAGAAGGACUAGGUUAGGAGUCUGGAGCCCCAAGCCCGUUCUUCACCCUAGGGCUGUAUGAGCACUUGACCUCAGUUUUUCAGUCUAUAAGAGGGGUCAGUGAUGCCCUCUCUGCCAACCUCAAAUGUCUGUCACUGACCAGGUCUUUUGACACUUCCUUAAAGCCACUGCAGCUGUUAGGAUCAUGACCCGUGGAGUUAGGGACACCUCCUGGACCCCAGAUGUGAUCUCUGUGGCCUUGUCAUUUUGCUGUCCCCAGUUCCCUCUCUUUACAUCUCCGUGGUCCACGUUUCAGAAGUCCUGGCCGGGUCCCUCCCCUUGCGGCGACUGCCUCUCUAUCAUUCCUGGUCAGCAAAUAGUCCCUGAGUGCCUGAGGCACCCUCCACCCCUCGGGUGCUCCCCAGAGCAGCUCUGCCUGCCACGGAGCUCUUGGCCCCGCCGCCUCCCUCUCUUCCUGCAGUCUGCGUUCUCCCAGCUACGGUUGACACCAGGCCUGCGGAAGGUUCUUUUUGCCACAGCCCUGGGGACUGUGGCCCUGGCCCUGGCCGCCCACCAGCUAAAAAGGCGACGGCGGAGGAAGAAGCAGGUCGGCCCAGAGAUCGGAGGCGCACAUCUGGGCACGGUGCCCCUCCCCAUCCUCAUGGCCAGGAAGGUGCCGUCGGUGAAGAAAGGCUACGCCAGCCGGAGGAUGCAGAGCCCCAGCAGCAAGAGUAACGACACUCUGAGUGGCAUUUCCUCCAUCGAGCCCAGCAAGCGCUCGGGCUCCUCCCACAGCCUGGCUUCGAUGGUAGCAGUGAACUCAUCCAGCCCCACGGCUGCGUGCUCAGGACCAUGGGAUGCCAGAGGGAUGGAAGAGUCUGUGACCGCCGGUGACGGCGAUGCGGAGAGUCUCUACAUGCAGGGCAUGGAGCUGUUCGAGGAGGCUCUACAGAAGUGGGAGCAGGCGCUGAGCGUGGGGCAGAGAGGGGACAGCAGCAGCACCCCCACGCCGGGGGACAGCCUGCGGAACCCCGAGACUGCUUCGGAGGUGCUGUCUGAGCCAGAGUCACAGCGAAGGGAGUUUGCAGAGAAGCUGGAGUCCCUGCUGCACCGGGCCUACCACCUGCAGGAGGAGUUCGGGUCCACCUUCCCCUCCGACAGCGUGCUGCUGGACCUUGAGAGGACCCUCAUGCUCCCCUUGACAGAGGGCUCCCUGCAUCUACGGGCGGACGAUGAAGACAGCCUGACCUCUGAGGAUUCCUUCUUCUCUGCCACAGAGCUCUUUGAGUCCCUGCAGGUGGGAGAUUACUCGAUCCCGCUCUCCAGGCCGGCCGCCGCUUACGAGGAGGCUUUGCAACUGGUGAAGGAGGGGAAGGUGCCCUGCCGGACCCUCAGGACUGAGCUGCUGGGCUGCUACAGUGACCAGGACUUUCUGGCCAAGCUGCAUUGUGUGCGGCAAGCCUUCGAGGGUCUUCUGGAAGACAAGAGCAACCAGCUUUUCUUCGGGGAGGUUGGCCGGCAGAUGGUGACGGGCCUGAUGACCAAGGCCGAGAAGAGCCCCAAAGGCUUCCUGGAGAGUUACGAGGAGAUGAUGGGCUAUGCCCUGCAGCCUGAGACCUGGGCCACCACGCGGCUGGAGCUGGAGGGCCGUGGGGUGGUGUGCAUGAGCUUCUUCGACAUUGUGCUGGACUUCAUACUCAUGGACGCCUUCGAGGACCUGGAGAACCCCCCGUCCUCGGUGCUCGCCGUCCUGAGGAACCGCUGGCUGUCAGACAGCUUCAAGGAGACGGCCCUGGCCACUGCUUGCUGGUCAGUCUUGAAAGCGAAGAGGAGACUGCUGAUGGUGCCUGAUGGCUUCAUCUCCCAUUUCUACUCCGUAUCGGAGCACGUAAGCCCCGUCCUAGCCUUUGGCUUCCUCGGACCCAAACCCCAGCUCGCUGAAGUCUGUGCUUUCUUCAAGCACCAGAUCGUGCAGUACCUGAGGGACAUGUUUGACCUGGACAAUGUGCGCUACACUUCGGUGCCGGCGCUGGCAGACGACAUCCUGCAGCUGUCCCGGCGCCGCAGCGAGAUCCUGCUUGGCUACCUGGGGGCGCCGGUGGCCAGCAGCAUUGGCCUGAACGGGGCGCUGCCCCGAGAGAACGGCCCCCCGGAGUUGCUCCAGUAGUGGCGGGUGCACGCUCGGGGAGGGGUGCUGCCUGGGUCUUGUCCACAUGGCGAUGGCAGUGAAAAGGCCGUCUCCUCCCCUCCUUAGGGUUGGUGUCGAAGGGCCUGGGUGUCCCUGGCUGUCAGCGUCGGCAGAGCCUGGGCUUUGGUGGCCUAGGGCAAUUGUCCCUGAUCAUCUGGGAAUCCCUGCAAACUUCCUUGGAGAGGGUUGGAGCCCUGGGGGCCUGCCUGACUGCCCUCAGCUGUCCCUGGGCAAAGCAGCAGCUGGACCAGCGGCUUGUGGGGCCUGAGGGAGAGGAAGGUGGUCAGAGAGAGACAUUGUUGUGAGGAGGGGUGGGACAGGCAGAGCCGGAGGGCUGCUGACGACGGGGCUGGGAAGGUAGAGGUGGAAGACGGGGUGGUGGGGCUCUGGGGAAGGCCACGGAUGGCCUGAGCCAGAAGGGACCUGGGCUUUAGACCGUCUCUUGGUGCCCAGUGCCUGCUGGCCCCCACCCCUGCCACCACCCUAGAGACUUUGCAGCUCCAGAUUGGGAGGGUGGGGGCCACAGAGUGCCUGGUGUGGGAGGGGUACCUUAGACGGGUGGCAGGCCUGGACCAUCCAAGGGUGGGACGGGGUGGGUCUGCUUUCCUUGUCCUCACGUCUGGGCAGGGACUGGGCCCUUGGCAAACCCAAGCAGGAAACCAGGAUGCUGUCCUCUGACAUUCCCUCGUCCUGCCAAAGACUGUCACUUCUCUUCCCCUUUGCCACCACCAAAGAUGGAACAGGUGGGGCUGGUCCUCCCGCCCCACCCACCUGCCUCUGUGAGCCUGGAACCCCCUGGGUGGUGCUAGGGCUGAGCUGGAGGCUCUGACCAGGGUUCACCGCAGGCCUGUCACCUGUGCUGCCGUCGGUGGCGGGCCCAGGGACCACAUCGGGCGGGUCAGAAGAUGUACAGGGCUGGACUGGCUCCCCUGCCCUCAUUAGGACAAGAAACUUCGCCGGGCGCUUUGCCGUUGGCUCGACGCACAAACGCUCCAGCUGUGCAUCGGCUGGUCCUCCAGCCGUCCCCACCUUGUCCCCACCUCCGCAGGGUGCUGUGAGCCCUGCAGACUGACUUCACUCAGUGUUUUCACCGGAGGUGGGAUGUUUUAUUUAUUGCCUUAACACUUUAUUUUGUGAUCCUGCCCCUUUCAGGCUGAGAGGCCUCCCAGAGAAACUGAGUUCUUCCUCCUUGUUCUCCGUACCCCGGAGGACUGGCUCCUCAGACCAGGGCCCCUCUCCCCCGAAUGGCAAAGGGGUCCUGGGAGGGAGAGAGAAGGGAAAUGGAGAGGGGUGGUGCGGGUCCGCCCAUCACCUCCCUGCACGCUCGCUCCUGCUCCCCCAGGCUGGAGGACCCUGUGUUGAGCCAGGGCUCUGGCCCCAACCCCCACCCCCCUGAGGCUGGUGUCCAGGAAGGAGCAGCCUCCUGCAUGGGAAGGCCCGGGGGGACCCUCCUCCCCUCCAGCCCCACAUUCCGUUCAUUUGCACUUCCCCUGCACUCUGAAUGUCAUCUUGAGCCUGGGCCCCCCCCCAGCUACUCUGGUUUGCUCCCAGAUCACUCAGAGUAGUGUUUUCAUUUGUCUUUGUUUACACGUCCAUGCACUGCCUCUGGCACUUGAUUUGUUGCAGCUUCCAACUUUUGUAUGGUAGAGCGUGUGUGCAUCGACCUCAAGUCAAAUAAAUGAUUUAUUAAACAA